Messenger RNA from Polyodon spathula (Mississippi paddlefish), 3608 nucleotides. Its product is annotated as short transient receptor potential channel 3. NCBI's taxonomy places the organism in Eukaryota, Metazoa, Chordata, Actinopteri, Acipenseriformes, Polyodontidae. Gene Ontology annotation, molecular function: store-operated calcium channel activity; inositol 1,4,5 trisphosphate binding; protein binding. Gene Ontology annotation, cellular component: membrane; cation channel complex. Bases 183 to 2921 code for a protein of 912 amino acids. The record is from RefSeq and is a predicted model, not a curated record. The transcript is spliced from 13 exons. Gene Ontology annotation, biological process: regulation of cytosolic calcium ion concentration; calcium ion transmembrane transport; manganese ion transport.
CAUGCUACCCCCUGCUGCUUCACUUAUCCAAAGUGCUGAGCUGCAUGAGCAUCACCACCAACUACCCCACCGCUCACCUUGGGGAGAGAGAACACGUCCGGCCACAUCUCCGCGCUUGGUGACGCGUCCAGCAUUUAGACCUCGCUGUUUAUAUCGAGAGCGUGGUGGCAGCUGCCCGAAUCAUGUCAGCGAAAGGCAAGAAGUAUCAGAAGAGAGUGUCGUUCCCUGAGCAGGACAAUGUGCUGGACUGGAAAGAGAGGAACGGGGGGCUGGAUUCACAUCAUUUGAAAUCGGUGAAAACCGUUAGCGAUUCAUCCGACUACUAUCAAUCCCCAAUGCAAGAGGGUGAUAAUCUCGCACAACGGAGACUCACCAUGAUGAGAGACAAAGGAAGACGGCCAGCUGUCCGAGGCCCGGCAUUCAUGUUUAACAACAGGGGCACCAGCCUGACGACCGAGGAGGAGAGGUUUUUGGACGCUGCAGAGUAUGGAAACAUUCCUGUGGUGCGCAAGAUGCUUGAGGAAUCCAGAACUUUAAAUGUCAACUGCGUCGACUACAUGGGCCAAACCAGCCUGCAACUCGCAGUGGGAAAUGAACAUUUGGAAGUGACUGAGCUGCUCUUGAAAAAGGACAACCUGGCCCGCAUCGGUGACGCUCUGCUUCUUGCUAUCAGCAAGGGUUACAUACGGAUUGUGGAAGCGAUAUUGAACCACCCAGCAUUUGUGACGAGUAAACGGUUGACUCUCAGCCCCUGUGAGCUGCAGGAUGAUGAUUUGUAUUCGUACGAUGAAGACGGCACAAGGUUCUCUCCUGACAUCACCCCCAUCAUCCUAGCCGCCCACUGCCAGAAGUACGAGGUCGUGCACAUGCUGCUCAUGAAAGGCGCUCGCAUCGAGAAACCCCAUGAUUAUUUCUGCAAGUGCAAUGAAUGCAUGGAAAAGCAGAGGCAUGACGCUUUCAGCCAUUCCCGCUCACGAAUAAAUGCCUACAAAGGAUUAGCAAGUCCUGCUUAUCUGUCUCUGGCUAGCGAAGACCCAGUCCUCACUGCAUUAGAGCUUAGCAAUGAGCUGGCCAAGUUAGCCAACAUUGAAAAAGAAUUUAAGGACAACAAAAAAAAAGAGACGGUGCAGCUCAAUUGCUUCUCCCUGAAUGACUAUCGCAAGCUCUCGAUGCAAUGUAAGGACUUUGUAGUGGGUGUUCUUGAUUUGUGCCGAGAUACUGAAGAAGUCGAAGCCAUACUGAACGGAGAUGUGGACGCUGAACCGGACGAAGGGCAGCACCACAGGGCUUCCCUUAGUCGAGUCAAACUGGCCAUCAAGUACGAAGUCAAGAAGUUUGUUGCCCACCCAAACUGUCAACAGCAGCUGCUGACGAUCUGGUAUGAAAACCUGUCGGGACUCCGGGAGCAGGCCACAGCUAUCAAAUGCCUUGUGGUACUGGUUGUUGCCUUAGGCCUUCCAUUCCUUGCUGUUGGCUAUUGGUUUGCUCCAUGUAGCAGGCUUGGGAAAGUCCUCAGAAGUCCCUUUAUGAAGUUUGUGGCGCAUGCUGCAUCCUUUAUCAUAUUCCUGGGCUUGCUGGUGUUUAAUGCCUCUGACAGAUUUGAAGGCAUAACAACAUUGCCCAACGUCACAGUUACAGAUUAUCCUGCACAGAUAUUCCGAGUGAAAACCACAAGGUUUAGCUGGACAGAAGUGCUCAUCAUGGUCUGGGUUGUAGGGAUGAUGUGGUCGGAGUGUAAGGAGCUGUGGAUGGAAGGCCCGAGGGAAUACAUUUUGCAGUUGUGGAACGUGCUGGAUUUUGGAAUGCUCUCCAUAUUUAUCGCUGCUUUCACAGCAAGAUUCUUUGCCUUCCUUCAGGCCACGAAAGCUCAGCAGUUUGUAGACGAACAUCAUUUCAGUGACUUGUCCACAGUAACACUUCCACCAGAUAUAGAAUACUUUACCUACGCGAGAGACAAAUGGCUCCCCUCAGAUCCACAGCUCAUAUCUGAAGGUCUCUAUGCAAUUGCAGUGGUUCUGAGUUUCUCCAGGAUUGCUUACAUUCUGCCUGCAAAUGAGAGCUUCGGCCCAUUGCAGAUCUCCCUUGGCAGGACGGUCAAGGACAUUUUCAAGUUUAUGGUCCUGUUUAUCAUGGUAUUCCUGGCCUUUAUGAUUGGGAUGUUUAUUCUCUAUUCAUACUACCUGGGUGCUAAAGUGAACCCAGCUUUUACCACAGUUGAAGAAAGUUUUAAAACUUUGUUUUGGUCUAUAUUUGGUCUGUCUGAAGUAUCGUCAGUCGUGCUAAAAUAUGACCACAAAUUCAUUGAGAACAUUGGCUAUGUAUUAUAUGGGAUAUACAAUGUGACAAUGGUGGUGGUGCUUCUCAACAUGCUGAUUGCUAUGAUCAACAGUUCAUACCAAGAAAUAGAGAAUGAUGCAGAUGUGGAAUGGAAAUUUGCUCGUUCAAAACUCUGGCUGUCGUACUUUGAUGAUGGAAAAACUUUACCCCCUCCAUACAGUAUUGUGCCCAGCCCCAAAUCCUUCUUUUACUGCAUCAUGAGAGUGGCGAAGCUUUUCAGAUGCAGAAGGAGAAGAAUGAAGAAGGAUGUAGAACUGGGAAUGGACAUAUCCAAGUCCAGGUUGAACCUGUUCAGUCAGUCGAACCUGAAAAUCUCAGAGGCUCACACUUUCAACGCCAUACUCAACCAACCCACUCGCUAUCAGAAAAUAAUGAAGUGUCUUAUAAAACGUUUUGUGUUAAAAGCACAAGUUGACAAAGAGAACGACGAAGUCAAUGAGGGUGAACUAAAAGAAAUCAAACAGGACAUCUCCAGUCUCCGCUAUGAGCUUCUGGAAGACAAGUCCCAAGCGACUGAGGAGCUGUCUGUUCUCAUACAAAAGCUUAGUGAUAAGCUUAACAUUAACAUAACAAGAUGUGAAUGAUUAGAACCACAUACACAAUGGCAAGUAUCUGCAUUAUGGACAAAACAUUUGUUUUCUUUCAAAUUCAAUUAUUAAUUAUCAAAAAUCAUUACAUGUUUUAAUAUUUGGCACCAGAAAUCGUAGCUAAAUUAUGUUUAAUGCUUAGAAAAGUAAUAGCCAGCCCCCUGUGUCUGGCACAUGUUGGUUAUUUUGUAAAUUGAUUAAGUCUUUCUAGUUUUUUGUAUUUUUUAAAUUUUAUUUUGUAUUAAUAUGUAUACAUCAUAUAACUGUUUAAUGCACACAUUGUAUAACUGGAGAGAUAUGGAUGCUUGCCACAGGCUGUGCUAAAUUCAGGUGUCACAAAAGGGCACAAGAUAGAUGUAAACGUGUUGUAAUGAUAGCACAGAUUACUGCAAUAAUACUUGUGACUUAAGCAAAACUGGCUCCACAGUUACAUUACAGUAUGCAAAUAUACUUUAGGACUAUUACUACUAAAUAUACUAUAGAACAGUCAAAUGUCAUAUUUUAUGUUACUGUAUGCACAUUUCAACCAGAAGAAACAUAGUGCUGGUAAAGGCGCUCUGUGUGGAGUGCAGGAUGAGCCCUGUAGCCUGGAGAUCUCCAGUUGCAGCCCAGGCUAUUCUAUUACCGACCGUGGAAAGGAGCUCCCAGGGGAUGGGCGCACAAUUGGCCGAGCGCUGCCUGGGG